Molecule: messenger RNA, 1081 nt
Organism: Hevea brasiliensis (rubber tree)
Lineage: Eukaryota; Viridiplantae; Streptophyta; Magnoliopsida; Malpighiales; Euphorbiaceae
Product: GPI-anchored protein LLG1
Exons: 4
Coding region: 309-809 (166 amino acids)
Source: RefSeq, a predicted model, not a curated record
AACUUAUUAUCACGAGAGAUAAUUGUCCGUCACAGCAUGUGAUAUCCUUCUCCAGUUCUUACUAGAAUUUUCCUAUUAUUAUAUUUGCAGAAGUAGAAACUGGAAACUCAAGAAGAAGAAGAAGAAACAAUCAGCUGUACGUGUGCAGGGUAUGGCCCAGUUUUCGCGUAAUGCGUUGUCACCCAUUUCUCAAUAAUAAGCUUAUAACAAGAUCGAGUAUAGAACCCAGAAGAAACGAAAUCAAGAAAAGAGAGAAGAAGUGUAGAGGGGAGAUCUCUCCCUUUCAUGAUAUAUAAUAAACAGAGGACAUGAAUUGGUUUUCUGUAAUUCUCUUCUUCCUCUUGUUGAUGGUUGUCUUUACUCCUUCUUCUGCUUCCAGUUUUAUUUCAGAUUCUGUUUUUCAAUCCCAUGCUUCUACUGGCAGGAGUCUGCUUCAGGCUAAGAAAGCCUGCCCAGUAAGCUUUGAGUUUAUGAAUUAUACAGUCAUCACAAGCCAAUGUAAAGGACCCCAGUAUCCUCCUGAUCGCUGUUGUAAAGCAUUUAAGGACUUCGCUUGCCCUUACGUGGAUGUUUUGAAUGACUUGACCAGUGAUUGUGCAUCAACCAUGUUCACCUACAUUAACCUCAAUGGGAAUUACCCUCCUGGUCUUUUUGCUAAUGAGUGCCAGGAAGGGAAGGAGGGGCUUGCGUGCCCUGCAACACCACCAUCACAACCAGCUAAUGAUAGUGGAAGUCAGAUUAUUCGUGAGCCAGUCCUGCUGCUGAUACUCACAUCUAGCUUUCUAGUGCUGUUAGUUAAAUUGUUUUGAGGGCUCAAAAUGUUGAUUCUAUUUUUAUUCUCCAAUUAUUGUUUUUCUUUUCUUUUUAACCAUGAAAGAGCUCAGUGCCUUUGAAUUUUCAUUGUGCUAGAGUUAAAAGCAUUCAUUAGGCAUUCCAAAAAUUAAUUUUUAUAUUGGUUUGUGAUUUGUCACUCCCAAGUGGUAUUACGGCUUGGUUGUAUCGAGUAAUGAACUAUUCAAUUUAAACCUCUAUGUACUUCAACAUUUAAAUACAAGGGCCCUCCAUUUUACUUGUUGAACAA